GUCCUUGCGCUUGCAAGGCAGGUGGAGGAACCGCUGAGCUAAAUCCCCGGCCCUCUCAGUGUGACUUUUGAUAUGAAGAUUUACUUCAGGCGGGAAUGGCAUUCAUGUGACGUGGCGGGGAGUCUGGGACGGAGGAAGGAGCCGGCCAUUUAUGGCCUGUUGAAACUGGAACGCAGAGGCUGGACUGGAACUUGGCCUGACUGAGCUCAGUGGGCUCUUUGCUGCCUCCGAGCAGCCAUGGGCUGACACUGACCCCUCUGCCUCUCAGAAGCAGCAGGAAAAGUAAGGGCCUCCUGGGAUGAUGAAGAUGUGCCCACUGGACUCAGAGCUCCUGAAGCUCACUGACCUUGGAAUAAGUCAUUGACAGAACCUGACUCUUAUCUUUGGAGGACUUUGUGAGCUGUAGGACAGGGAGUCACAGACUCUCAGAUGACGGCCUUCCAAGGAUUUCCUCUGAACUCCAUUGCAGUGUUAUCAAUGGUAGAUGUGUCAGGAACUGUUUGAAUUCUUUAUAUGUCUUAACUCCCUUGAUCCUCAGAAGACCCUUUGAGGUAGGUGCCACUAUUUUCUAUUUUACAGAUAAGAAACUGAGAUGUAGCAAGGUUAAAAAAUUUGUGCAUAGUCAUGGAGCUAUAGAGUUGUGAGAUUCUGAAACUCAUGUUCCUAAUUUCUGUGCUGUCUCUACAAGAGGAAACAGAAGGCCAGAGAGCGGGGAGAUUCCCCCCUUUGCCAUCACUUAGCCAGGUGGCGGGAGUGGAGGAGGCCCUGACCUCUUACCCCUACACUCAGGGCUCCCCACUCAAGGAAGCGCAGCCUGACAGCUUCUGUCUCCACCCAUCUUUCCUGCCUGGCCUCCCCAAAGUCAACAGCCCCCUGGCCUCACCCUUGGCUGGCAGCUCCAAUCCAAAGAGGCCUCACCUACAUUCCCUGGCCACUCUCCAGCCCAAAAGAGCUGAGACAACAAAGUUCAGUGACCUGGACGGCUGAGCAGAGGCUGCUGAAGGGGAGGAAGCAGAUUGGAGCCAUGGAACAGUGGUGAAGGACCAUCCAGCUCCCAGAUGCUACGCUUCCUGGAGAGCACGACCCUGGUGGGUUGGAUCACAGGCACUGUGGUGGCUGUCCUGCUGUUGCUGCUGCUACUGGCUACUUGCCUUUCCCACAGACCUCAGGAUGAUGAUGUAGAGAGGAACCAUCUGGCUGCAGGAGAAAACCGAGUCCAGCGACCCCGGCCCUUGCUCUUCCAUCACCAUCAUCCUGGUCAUGCAUCUCAGGUGCUCAAUGCAGGUCUCCAUCAUCACCAGCUCCACCUUCAGCGGCACCAGCGCAGCCACCAGCGCUUCCUCCAGCAGCACCACCAGGCCUUCCAGCUCCACCUUCAGCAGCACCACCAGGCCCUCCACCGCUACCACCAGCACCAUCACCUCCAGCACCACCACCAGCACCAUCAUCUCCAGCACCAUCACUUUCACCAUGCUCAUGGAGGCCUCCACUGACGCCUCCCUGCUUCCCAUCCAUCACCAAGAUGAAUGGACCCUGAUGUUUCCAUGUCGAGGAUGUGUCUCUGGGGUGAAUGAAGGGUGCUGUGACUUGGUUCCUGCUUGGACUUUAUUUGCAUAUUAUAUCCCUCCACGGUGCACCAGAGAACUGAGGACCGUGUGGGCUGGCCCUGUGGACACUGUAGAGCUUGACAGCAGACAGCAGGCUUGGCAGGACACCCGACUUUGUGACUUUAACUGCUGGUGGCUCCAGAAGUAACAAGAGUGUUAGGGGGGCCAGUGCCCAUCAACUGCAAAGUGCUCAUCUGAUUUUCAUUAGGUGUCUGCAGGCCACUGGCAAGUGGGUAGCUGGGAGAGGCCCUAAGAAUGUCUUUCCUGUGUGGAGCAGGCAAUGUGGGGCUGUACAGUCAAUUCUGUGAUGCCUCAAUAAGGGAAAUAAAAGCUACCAAGAAGUGUUUAUGAAGAGGCUUUUCAUUGCGGCCUGGUGGGAGGCAGGGAGUCAUAGAGGCUGAAUCUGCAUUGCCCUGGGGCCUCCCUCUUGGAGGAAGCCUGGACCUCAGGGACAGCUGGAGAGUGAGAGAAGUGUGUGGGUCUUGCCUGAGUGGAAUGGAAGGGUUUAAUGUUUGGACA
This is a messenger RNA of Fukomys damarensis (Damara mole-rat), 2126 nucleotides long. RefSeq names its product histidine rich carboxyl terminus 1 (gene Hrct1). Lineage: Eukaryota; Metazoa; Chordata; Mammalia; Rodentia; Bathyergidae. The record is from RefSeq and is a predicted model, not a curated record. The transcript has 2 exons. The coding region runs from base 1059 to 1493 and encodes 144 amino acids.